GCCCGCCAUUGUGUGGAGAUGAGAGGGCUGGGAGGGGCUGGAGAGCCACUGAUAUGAAUGUCCCCCCCACCACCACCACCCUCCUCCAGUUGUCUGAGAUCUACACUUGACCUACAGGAGAGGGGGAUUCAUUCCGAAAGCCGAGCCCCAGGCAGCAAAUGCGAGACUGAAGCAGGUAUAGCCAGGUUAACAUGCACAGAGAGUAAUAGACCACUAAGAAAAAGAGCAAAAGAAGUCUGUAAGUGUUUAGCAGGACAAGACUCCACGUGUGAAAAGACCGGGAGGGAGACAGAGAGAAGGAGUGAGGAGGAGGGCGUCUGGGGAGCCCUGCACCAUAACAGGGGCGCGCAGGAGGUGGGACAGCCCUGGGGGGACACCUGAGCCCUGAGGAGACACCUCCUGAAGUAGGGAGCGAGCAGCGCCCCGUGGGAGACGGAGUCAGAGGAACACCCGACAACAACCUGCUGUCGCUCCUCCUCUCCUCGCGACCGGCUCUCAUCCCCUUCUCCUCCUCCUCCUCCUCCUCCUCUUCUCUUCCAUCCUCGCUCCCUCUCUCAUUUGAUCCCAUCCCUCACUCGGAGAGGGAGAGCGUGCACUGAGAGAAGAUCUUGGGUGAUAUCCAAGUUGUGGUGACUGAAGGGAAGUGAAGGAGUGAGAGAGACAGCGAUGGCGGUCCCGUCCCUGUCCUGGUGUAUCGGCGCAGCUCUGGCGCUGUUCUGUGGCUCUUCGUGGCCCCAGGCGCACUCUGCCCUGGCGCCUGAGAACGAGGUGCCACUUCGCCCGACUACAUGGCUGCCGGAGGGAAAGAUCACCUCCGUAACUCUCCCCAAAGGACGAACUCGCAGGCUGUACUUCACGCUGAAGAAGAAGGCACCAGCGAUGUCGGUGACCGUCAGCCCCUGUGACCUCCCGAUCGAAUGGAGCUUGGCUGCCCGCACCCUGAAGGACAAACCCCUCAAGAGCCUGCAGUGGAGCACCAAAAAGAGCAUGCCGGAGGUUUGGUGGCGAGGUCCUGGGACUGAGGAGAAACUGCACAGUUUCGCAGGCAACUCAGUGGACACCUACAGGGGUCCUCCCUACCCGCAUGCUUCCAUCUACAUCGUGAGGCUGCGCUCCAAACAGCAGAACACUCGAGCCACGGUGUACCUCCACGAAGGCCCGGGGCCCUCCGGCGCCUUCCCUCUGCUCCCGGCCGACCCUCGAGUUCACACAUUAGGCGUCGGCAUGACCAGCGUCACCCUCAGCUGGGCGCCCAGUGCCUCCAUAACCAGCCUCCCACACACGCAGAAGGGUUAUGAAUACUGCGUCCUCGCCAACGCUCAGCAGAACUACCCCAGCCUCUGCGCCGCGCGACAGAGCAUGAGCAAAGACAAAGACCAGAAACAAGAGAAGAAGGAGAGGAGGAGGAGAGUGACGGCGUGGCCCAUUUUGAAGGAGUGGUGGUGGCAGCAGUGGGACUCGUACCCUGAACCCAGGAGUCCACCAUCAGCCGCCACCGACGAAUACGCUGACCUCCAGUGUGCGUGUCAGGGGAUGGAGAACGUGUGCACCGUCUCCGAGCUCCGGCCCGAAACUCAGUAUUACUUUGACGUCUUCCUGAUCGACAGGCUGAACGGGACCAGCGUGGCGUACAAGGGGGCCUUCGCUCGAACGCACGAGGAGGCUCGAGCGGCGAUCACCACGCUGAGAGAAGGGGAGCUGAGGUGGGUGACCUUCAACGACAGAAGCUCCAAGUCAGAGCAGUUCUUCACCUUCCGUCCUCGGGGCUUGCAGCAGAGCGGGCUCCUCACCUUGCAGAGCUGCGGGUCGGGUGAGAAGGUGAAGGUCACCGUGUCGAGUAAAGGGCAGGUGUUGACCUCGCAGGCUGUUGGGGGAGACUUAGCGCACAUUUGGCUCCAGGGAAGUCCUUCUUAUCUCAUCCACUUGGAGAGGGAAGGAAGCAGCCACACAUCGGCUGCGACAGACCCAGCUCUGCCCGGAGGUCUGACGGCUUCUGUCAAAAUGCAGACCUCCUCGGCGUACCACCGCAGAGGGGUCCCGUCUCUGCCCUCCACCUUGCAGAUAAAAUCUUUCAACCGGUUGCGUGGCUGCAACAGCGUCACCCUGGCCUGGAUGGGCACGGAGGAAAGAAGCCUUUACUGUGUGUAUCGCAGAAAGCUGGGGACCGGUGAGACAGAGGCUACAACUGCUCCCUGUCUGGGGCCGGAGUCCCGCUCUGACACCGAGAGGGUUCUCUGCAAGUAUUUCCAGGAGCUGAAUCCUCGGCGGGCCGUCACUACAGCUGUCAUCGGGGGCCUGGAGCCAGGGAUGGCCUAUGUGUUUGAUGUCUAUCUAAUGAGACGCUGGGGGAUCCCUAUCAAGUACAGCAGCAAGAUGGUGAAGACCAGAAAGGACUGCUGAGCUGCCGCCCCCUACAGGAGGUUUCAGGACUGUCCCGGUUGAGGGGAAAAUGCAACGGUCAUGGACACACUGUAAAGACUGACCAUGAGAACGAAGCCAUUUGACUGUUGUGGAGGGACUGUUAACCACAACACGAGAAUAUUCCCUCUGAAGGAGCAAUGGUUUUCGUUCAGACUCCACUUGCACUCUCCCUGCAAGCGGAUGGAAAAGCAAAUGGGAAGGAUCCGCACACCAGCAAAAGUUCAUAACAUUUACAGAAAACGACCCUCGUGCUUUUUUCGUCAUUUUGUUUCUCAUUGUUGAUCAUGAUAAUGACGUGCCAGUUGUCCAAGUGCUUAUUUUGUCUGCGGGUGCGAAAGGACAGAUGAGGUGUGUGAUGACGGAAAGUCGAUACAAAAACAACAACAGAGACUGUGCCAAAUAUGCAACAGAAACAGAUGGGGCAAUAAUUGGAUAACAUCUGAGACGAGGGGGCUUCGCAGUGUAUAUCUCCAGUGCUGCAUAUUGUACAGGCUUAUAAACACAGAUGGGCGCAAUCUACAGAUGCUUACUUCAAAGUCAGUGUGUAUCUUUGUGUUCUGCUUUCGCAUGAAGCAGUGAAAAAUACUUAGUGACUUGCCUCAUUGUCUUUGAUGUAUUCUUGUGCUGCUUCAAACGCACCA
This is a messenger RNA of Acanthopagrus latus (yellowfin seabream), 3062 nucleotides long. RefSeq names its product neuron-derived neurotrophic factor, like (gene ndnfl). The record is from RefSeq and is a predicted model, not a curated record. Lineage: Eukaryota; Metazoa; Chordata; Actinopteri; Spariformes; Sparidae. Gene Ontology annotation, biological process: extracellular matrix organization. The transcript is spliced from 6 exons. The coding region runs from base 667 to 2400 and encodes 577 amino acids. Gene Ontology annotation, molecular function: protein binding.